Molecule: messenger RNA, 159 nt
Organism: Dentiscutata erythropus
Lineage: Eukaryota; Fungi; Glomeromycota; Glomeromycetes; Diversisporales; Gigasporaceae
Source: the annotation of a GenBank genome assembly
AUGUCUACCAACAGCAGGCGUAAUUCUGUAUUUUUGGCUGGAAUUUUUACUACAGCCUUUGUGAUUGAAGUAGUUUUUGAUACUGCUGCUGAUAAGGCUUGGGACUCUAUUAAUAAAGGAAAACAAUGGAAAGACAUCGAAAGUAAAUACGCUCAAUAA